AAUAUGUUGGAUAGGUUCUUUAAUCAAUUAAGACCGUCUCUGAAGCAUGGGCUAUCUACCUUCUGUUGGCGCUUCUUAAGGGUUAAAUUCCACCGCCAGUGACUCUGGAGAUUUAUUUCAAGCCUCGUCACAAGAGGAACGCCUUCUAACCCGUGUGCGGUUUCCAUGAAUAGGAUUUUAUUCGCCUUGAUACCUGGUAAAGAUUUCGUUGUAUACGAAGUAAACUCCGUGAGAAUCUCCCGGGAGCCAUCGCUGUGCAGCGUGACAAUUGCCUCGGUAAAGAGUGUGCUGUUAUAUAUGCAGGAUUUUAAAGUAAUGGUAGUCCACACCGGAAACUCGUAAUUGAUGGCAGACACAAAAAUACAUUUUUCCCCAUUGACAUAAGGAAGUUUUAAUGCAUCAACGAAACUCAUUGAUAUCCAGCGACAUUGUUGGCUUGCUGUGUACACGUUUGGAGACAUUGUCGAGGGAAAAUAUCACAACGGAAUAAAAUCCGAUUAGAUCAAUUGCUUUUGAAUUGGAAAUCCCCAGUUCUAGAUAAAGUCGACAUGUAAACGGUCCACGUGGUAAAGAGAAGAUCAAUCGUUUGUUUUCCGUGGGGAGUCGUUAACCUUGUAUAGAGGUGGGGACUCAUUGUACGGAGAUUUCACGUUGUGAUUGAUAAUACAUUGUAAGUAGUGAAUAUAUAAUACAACUACGAAAUUCCAUUGGAUGCGAGAUACACGAGAGUACCUUUAGAUUUUGUUUAAAACAUGGGUGCAGGUGUUUCCCGCCACGGUCAAGUGAGACGAAAGGUGCAGGCCGUUAACGCAUUCGAGGACGCCGGGAAGCGUCACAGGCGAAAGAACGUCAAGAAAGGCGGUGAUGUCGCCUUGGAUAGUAUGACGUCACCAGAACGGACCUCUUGUACUACAUCUCAUUGGCUGAGAAUUAAGGAAAGGAGCAUUUCUAAGACAGAGCUGGAAUCUAGAUCCGCCCUUAGACUCAGUGAUUUCAAUAAAGUAGUGCGAAAACGAACCUUAGAGAAAGAAGACGAUGUGCCAAUCACCAUACCAUAUGUUUCAAAUGAAAAGGUUGAACCGGAAGAACUUUGUCACGUGUGCAGUGUAUACACCGGAAGAGAAACUUAUCCGUGUCGUAUCUGUUACAAAGUAUACCAUGAAAGUUGUCUCCGAAAACUAGGUCAGUGCAACGACCCAGCAUCCUCUGUUUUACUGAAAAAAGCACUCAAACCCAUCGGCUGGAGCUGUCAAAAUUGUGACGAUUUGAGCAGUUUGCUGACGGAGGAGGAGCUGCACAAUUUGUUUUCGUCAUUAGACCGCUAUGAAGUGGCACAAGAUUCUAGUAUAGGACUGGAGGAUUUUAUGGAAUACCGGAAGCGUUGCUAUAACGACCAAGAGGGAGGAGAUUUACCAAAGGAUUCCUUACAAGAAGAUUUGGCGCGUUUUCACCGGAUCGACAAGGACAACACCGGAUCGAUCACUUGGUGGGAAUUCAUUAACUUUGAGUCAAUCCGGAUCCUGAAAAAGCGGAGCAAGAAUUCGAUCAUCCACCUGCUAUCACCAAGGGAAAUUGAGAUCGCCCGGCGACUCUUCCGCAUCUAUGACGACGGUUCCCAAGGAAACAUAACUGAAUUCAAUGUCAAAAAGGCCAUUGCUGCUUACUACACGCUGUUCAUAGAAUGCGAUGAUACUCUUAAUGGAUUUGCCGUGCUAUCGAAGAAGGACGAGGAUCUGGCAUUCGUUUUGACAGAAAUGUUGUCGUUUACAAUGGACUGCGAAUCGGAGGGUUCGAAGGGCGUGACCUGGCACGAGUACCUGUUAGAACUCAGCCUCUAUGUCCUCGCCGCCAGACCAAACCUUAGCCCAGUCCCGGUGGAGAGUUCCGAGUGGACCAAAGGCGACCUGUUUGGGGUCAGCAUGAUCCUCCCCCUGCUUUCCACCCAUGCCAGAGAUUUAGGGGCCACACCCACAGUCACAGGAAUUAUAGGCUCAACUUAUGGAGCACUGCAGCUAUUCUCCAGCCCUAUAGUGGGUCAGUGGAGUGAUGAGGUCGGGAGGAAGUUUUGUCUCCUGUUCUGUUUGCUGGCCUCAGCAGGGGGAUAUUUCCUCAUGAGUUUCUCCACCACUCUCAUUGUGCUCAUGCUGUCUAGAAUUCCCACAGGCAUUUUUAAACACAGCCAGAGUGUUGCCAAGUCGUACCUCACGGAGAUGACCCCCCGAUCUGAGCAGUCAGGGGUAUUGGGGACGUUUAAUGCAGCCUCCAGCAUUGGCUUUAUUCUCGGCCCGAUGGUGGGGGGCAGGCUGGCCGAGACUAAUGGGGGAUUCUACAAGGUCACGCUUCUGUGUACAGCUUCAUUCAUCAUCAACGCAGUUUUAGUGUGGGUGAUAGUGGAUGAGAAAUCGCCCAGUAAACAUAACCAGGGACUCGCUUUGAUGAGAAAUGAUUCAGAAGUGUCCUUAAAGAAGCUGAAUUCUGAAGAAGACAGCUUCAGUCCUAAGCAGCUGUUACAUUCCUUCAGAACCUUUGACUGGAAGAACCUCUGGGAUUUGUUUCUCAUCAAAUUCUGUCUGGGAUUUUCAAUCCUCCUCUAUAGGAGUAAUUUUUCGUUGACCAUGAGGGAGAAAUUUCAAAUGUCUCCCAGUAACAUGGGUUACAUCAUUUCGUACUCGGGGACUGUUUCAGCAUUCAGUGGAUUUCUUGUAGGAAGAAUUUCCAAACUUUUUAGAAGUGAUGCGCAAAUAGUGUUAUUCAUGGGCGUCUUCCAAGUGUGUACGCUCUUAUCUCUAAGCUUUGUGAAUAAUAUAGAAUUAUAUAUUUUGUGUUUAACACCCUUAAGCCUCAUCUCUACAAUGUUGCGAGUUUCCGCUACCAGUCUGACAAUACAGCGAUGUGGCGGUAAAAAUGUUGGAGGAAUUAUGGGAAUGAGUCAGAGUGUGAUGUCAUUAGCGCGCAUGCUCUCUCCAUUUAUAUCGGGGUUAAUCAUGGAAGUGAGUAACUCGGGGACGGCUGUAGCGGGGUCACUGGUGUCGAGCGUUGCUGUGAUAUUGUUGGUUUUGAGACCACAAGAACCAAAAAUAUUUAAAGAAAAAGUGCAAUAAACCAAUAAAUCUA
Ostrea edulis (European flat oyster) is the source of this 3114-nucleotide messenger RNA. RefSeq lists its product as uncharacterized. The record is from RefSeq and is a predicted model, not a curated record. Lineage: Eukaryota; Metazoa; Mollusca; Bivalvia; Ostreida; Ostreidae. The transcript has 12 exons. The coding region runs from base 753 to 3101 and encodes 782 amino acids. Gene Ontology annotation, molecular function: transmembrane transporter activity. Gene Ontology annotation, biological process: transmembrane transport.